Styela clava is the source of this 1046-nucleotide messenger RNA. Its product is annotated as N-alpha-acetyltransferase 50-like. Gene Ontology annotation, cellular component: NatA complex. Lineage: Eukaryota; Metazoa; Chordata; Ascidiacea; Stolidobranchia; Styelidae. Gene Ontology annotation, biological process: mitotic sister chromatid cohesion. Gene Ontology annotation, molecular function: acyltransferase activity, transferring groups other than amino-acyl groups. The record is from RefSeq and is a predicted model, not a curated record.
AAUCCAUACUAUUUAUUGUCUAAUUGUGAAACAAUUGUCAACAAUCUUGUUCAUCGACGUCAACUGCAGUGAAGGUCUGUGGAAAAUUAACUAGCGUUUGAAAUUUCAAUGAAGAAUUUGUUAGUUCCUACUGCAAUGGAUGGAGUUCGUAUUGAACUGGGAGAUAUCACACAACACAAUAUAAAACAAUUGAAACUUUUGAAUCAAGUUAUUUUUCCAGUUUCAUACAAUGACAAAUUUUAUAAAGAUGUUCUUGAUGUUGGAGACUUGGCAAAGCUUGCAUUUUUCAAUGAUAUAGUGGUUGGUGCAGUAUGUUGUCGAAUAGAUAAUUCAAAAGGAAAAAGGAGAUUAUACAUAAUGACGCUUGGUUGCUUAGCACCUUACAGAAGACAUGGUGUUGGUACAGUAUUGCUCAACCAUGUCUUCAAAAUAUGUGAAGCUGAUAAAAAUAUUACAGCAAUAUUUUUACACGUUCAAGUCAAUAAUCAAUCUGCUCUGGAUUUCUACAUGAAAUUCGGUUUCGAAAUUGUUCAAACUGAAAGCCAUUAUUACAAAAGAAUAGAGCCUUCCGAUGCCUAUGUAUUAGAAAAAAAGCUUGAGAACUGUGCUGGAGCUACAUUCAAUGGGAAGCCUUGAUUCCAUUCAGAUUGCUCAGCACUUUUCAUUUGAUUUAUGUUCCAACUCCAGUGGUUUGGUUGAAGCUCUUCCAUGCAUGUUACAACAGUCUUAAAUACAAAAAUAUUUAGUUUUAUAAAAACAAUGCCUUCAGUUUUGGUGUGCCGUAUCUAUUUAGAAAAUUUUUGUCAGUACGUAUGCAGCUCUGUGCAUGCCAGGGAGUGUUCUCAUCAUUGAGUUACAUUUCAUUCUUGGCUAUUGCUAUGUAAACUGUGUUGACAAACUGAAAAUACAUUAGCAAUUGGCUUUUAAACAAAAUUCCUAAAUUAGGACAUGCUAAAAUCUCUUGUUAUAUGAAAAAUUUUAUCUUCAAUGGUGCAGUGUACAAGUUUUACAAAGUGUGAGAAAGAAAAAUGCAUUGAAUAAUAAAA